AUGGGAGUGAUUCGGCUGAAGUUGACAGAUAGAAUGUCUAUGUCGAUUGUAGUGACGAUAGACACAAGAAAAACAAUUGGAGAGCUUAAAGAGGAGAUAUGCAAGAGGGCUGGAAAGUCGAAAGAGCAAAUUUUACUUGUCAAAUGUAAAAGAGAGUUAGUGGAUGCAAUCGACAUUGAUACUUAUGAAUUAAGGGAUGGAGAAUGCAUUGAGGUAGAAUACAGAUGA
Molecule: messenger RNA, 228 nt
Organism: Ordospora pajunii
Lineage: Eukaryota; Fungi; Microsporidia; Ordosporidae
Exons: 1
Coding region: 1-228 (75 amino acids)
Molecular function (GO): protein binding
Source: RefSeq, a predicted model, not a curated record